Messenger RNA from Didymodactylos carnosus, 1371 nucleotides. NCBI's taxonomy places the organism in Eukaryota, Metazoa, Rotifera, Eurotatoria, Philodinida, Philodinidae. The record is from the annotation of a GenBank genome assembly.
AUGAAUUUAGAACAUCUCGAACCGGUUCAAUAUGCUUAUCCACAAAUGUUAGAUUCAUGUCUCGAUUGUAAAUCUCAUGCAUUGGUCUGUUCAUUCAAUCGUUUGGGUACUUUAUUAGCUGUUGGAUGUCUUGAUGGUAAUUUGUACAUAUGGGAUUUUGUGGCAAAAACGAUAUCAAAAUCGAUUUAUGCACAUUCUUAUACAAUUUAUUCAUUAUCAUGGUCAAAAAAGUCAGAUUUUAUUUUAUCAUGUUCAAGUGAUUCAUCAAUCUGUUGUUGGUCAACUAUUAGUGGUUAUUUUGAUAAACGUAUCUGUACAUCGUCAGAAUAUGAUCAUACACUCGGUUGGAUAUCAACAUUUAAUUCAAGUGGUUCUCAUAUUCUUACUGGAAAUGCACGUGGAAAAUUGUUAAUAUUUGAAAUUAAUAAACAAAACGACGACGUGAAAUUAGUGAGAAAUGGACGAAUAAGUGAAGCAACAAAGACAUGUGGCAUACGACAAAUAUCAGUAUCAAAACGAAGUAAAUGUGUGGCAAUAUUAACAAUGGAUAAAAUUCGAAUUUAUUCUUGGACAAAUCUUAUCAAUGGAGGCGAAGAAAAUAAUAUUCUAAAUGAAAUGAUCUUUGAAUCAAAACAAAUUUUGCAUGAUUCAGUGAAUAAAUCCAGAUGGAUGAGAUGUUGUUGGUCAGGAGAUGGUGAAUAUAUUUGUGCGGCAAGUGUUCGUCAACAUCAUUUAUUUGUUUGGGAAGCAUUGACAGGUAGUCUAGUCAAAAUGCUUGAAGAUGAUCGUGGUAAAUGCAUGGCCGAUGUUGUUUGGCAUCCAUUUCGACCAAUGAUUGUAUCAAUAUCAGAUGGUAUAUUGUAUACGUUCUCGAGACCAGAAUUUGAAGCAUUUCCUCCACAUUUUCAUGAAAUUGAUGAAAAUAUUGUUUACAAUGAACGAGAAGAUGAAUUUGAUUUAAACGAUGAAGAUUUAAAAACAUCGACAUUUGUAACAGAUGCAAAGCCAUCAUUGAUGGUACCUUUACCAUUAACAACAAAAACAAAACAACAAGAAAGAGGAAUGAUAACGAGACAGUUGGAGGAUGAAAACGAGAAAACAAUUGAUAUUAUGUCUUUAGAACCAUUGAGAGUACUUUGUGAUGAUGAUUGCGAUGGUAACAAUGAAAAUAAUCAUUCAUCAAUUGUUUGGCAAGAAGAUAUUGUAUGGGUACCUACGGGACCUGUUAGUGACGAUGAAAAUCAAUUCGAUAUGGAUAACAAUAAUAACAUCCAAGAUACUAUUCCUCAACAUAAAACAAAAUCAAAAAAAUCUUUAACCACAAAUGAUAAACAAGCAAAAAAAGCAUCAAAACGAAAAAAAAAUUUAUAA